ACGUUUCGCACAUGCACACGGUAAAACUAUACAUGUACACACAAUAUCCGCGCGCGCUGGUAAGAGCUUCGCAAACGUUUAUCGUUUCCUAUUCAGUUACUCCAGUGCUCCGGUCCGACCAACAACCACUUUAUCACACGGACUUCAUCGUCCAUCCGUUGCAAACAAGUACCAUACUAGAAAAUAACUAUUCAAUUUAAAAUGGGUGGAAUAAAACAGAGCCAAUGGACACCAACUAAAAGACGUGGUCCAAUAGCUGCUGAAUUUUCCGGUCCUGGACCAGCUGCAGUAGCACUACCAACACUCGUCGGAAAUUUAGUACCGGAAUCUAAACGUGGACGCGCCCCAGCCUUCAGUUUUGGUGCUAGGCACAAUGAAAAAAAUGACAGCGCAGGACCCGGACCAGGUCAAUACAACAUUACUGGACUAAGCUCAAAAGGCAAGGACACGCCGCCGGCUGCCACGCUGCACUCAAGGCCCAAGGAAGUGAGACCGGAUAACUUCCCGGCACCGGGCGACUACAACCCGGAGAAAGCGGAAAAAGUGAUCCACGAACACUCGCCCCAGUACACGUUCGGGCUGAAGACGCAAGUGGACAAGCCGAACCCGAACCCCGCACCCAACGUGUACAACAUACCGACGGUGAUGGGCGCAGCCAAGGAGGGACACUUCAAGGCGGCCCCGUCGUUCAGCAUCUCGGGCCGCACCAAGGAGUUCCCGGACGGGCGGCUGCUAAACCCUGGCCCCGGCGCUUACAACGACGUAAGCGCAGACAGUAUUAAACCGAAAUCACCAGCGUACACGGUCAGCGCUCGGUAUAACAUGCCAGGCGACAGUUCUCCUAGACCUGGGCCCGGAGCUUAUUCCCCCGAAAAGGUUCAAAUUGAUUUGCAACCAGCACACUCAUUUGGAAUCAAACAUUCUCCGUAUUCUCAUAGUUUUGGCAUUGGUUACUGAAUGAAAAUGAAAACUAUUUAACAACAUUAUUGAUGCUCCUAACAAAAUAUAUUGCUUUUGAAUACGAAGUGAAACUACCGAUAAAACAAUUUUCAAUAAUUAUACUACACUAUAAGUUUCUUUUUUUUUUUACAGUAAAAUUAUUAUUAUCAAAAUCAUACGAAAUAUGAAAAUGUAUCCAAAAACUAACAAUAAAAAAUAAACAAAUGUAAGGAAUACAUUAACCUAUCUUAAAAUUGUAACUUUAAAUAAAUAUAUUAGUUAUACAAUGAUUUA
Sipha flava (yellow sugarcane aphid) is the source of this 1233-nucleotide messenger RNA. Its product is annotated as outer dense fiber protein 3. The record is from RefSeq and is a predicted model, not a curated record. The coding region runs from base 202 to 957 and encodes 251 amino acids. Gene Ontology annotation, cellular component: cytoskeleton. The transcript has 6 exons. NCBI's taxonomy places the organism in Eukaryota, Metazoa, Arthropoda, Insecta, Hemiptera, Aphididae.